GAGUCCUCAUUUCAUCCGAACCUGUGCUGCACACACCAGGCAAUAUCUGCUCCAGACUGCACAAGACGACUACAAGUCCCUACCAAGAUGCAGAGGUGCUUUGUGUUUUUUUGCGUGUCGCUCAUCUUUUGCGCAACUGUGUCCGAGACUGUCGGGCUGGUCAUAGCGGCAAAGGAGAAGCGUGGCUGGACUUUGAACAGUGCUGGCUACCUGUUGGGUCCCCGUCGUAUUGAUCACCUAAUUCAGAUAAAGGAUUCUCCCAGUGCCAGAGGCAGAGACGAGCUGGUCACUCAAUAUGGAAUAGAUGGACACAGGACACUAGGAGACAAGCCGGGUCUGGCUGGCAAGAGGGACAUGGAGGAGGACUUCAGAACAGGUGCCCUGAGAAUAGCAGAUGAAGACAUCAUCCACACUGUCAUUGACUUCUUGUCGUACCUCAAACUUAAAGAAAUUGGAGCCUUGGACAGCCUGCCUCCCUCUGGCACAUCAGAUGAACUGGCCAAUCCCUAAUGUGUCCGUCUCUCUCCUGUUUCACCUCCUUCUACUAAGUGUUUUUACUGUCUGGGCUCCCACUUCUCUGAAUGUCACAUUAUUGUAGCUCCAAUCACACUCUUAUUGGCAGACGUGCCCUGGUACCAAUGACCAGACUGUAAUUGACUGCCUCCCAGUACAAAUAUCAGAUCUUUCCUGGUCCUGUGUAAAUAGAAGUUUAUAUAGACAUGGAUGUACUGAAAGUAAUACUGACUAUUGUUUAGAAACCAACUCUUUAUUUUAAACGUACUAUAAUAUUACCUGAUUUCAAAGAAUGGAGUGAAAUAAACAAAUGGCACUAGA
Mugil cephalus (flathead mullet) is the source of this 834-nucleotide messenger RNA. It is a transcript of the gene gal, whose product is annotated as galanin/GMAP prepropeptide. NCBI's taxonomy places the organism in Eukaryota, Metazoa, Chordata, Actinopteri, Mugiliformes, Mugilidae. Bases 88 to 510 code for a protein of 140 amino acids. Gene Ontology annotation, cellular component: extracellular region. The record is from RefSeq and is a predicted model, not a curated record. Gene Ontology annotation, molecular function: hormone activity. The transcript is spliced from 7 exons.